Messenger RNA from Caenorhabditis remanei, 2616 nucleotides. RefSeq lists its product as uncharacterized. Gene Ontology annotation, molecular function: metal ion binding. The record is from RefSeq and is a predicted model, not a curated record. The coding region runs from base 1 to 2616 and encodes 871 amino acids. Gene Ontology annotation, cellular component: TRAPP complex; nucleus; cytoplasm. The transcript has 11 exons. Gene Ontology annotation, biological process: endoplasmic reticulum to Golgi vesicle-mediated transport. Lineage: Eukaryota; Metazoa; Nematoda; Chromadorea; Rhabditida; Rhabditidae.
AUGGGCGACGUCUACACACCGACAAAAACGAUGGAUGGAAAUAUCUUCAGCAUAGUCGAUGGAUCACCUGCUGUCUACGUCCCGACUCCAAUCGAACCCUCGACGUCUUCCGAUGCCGCAAAGAUGCAAAACAAACUCGACGACCAGUCUUCACGCCAGAAAUAUGGAGCUGUCGACCAUUUCACCACUGCCAACAAGACAAUCCGCAUUGUCAAGAGAAAGCCAAAGGUUGGUCAAGAGACAACACCAGCUCAACCGGUCACGCCAACGUUGAAGCGCAGAGCCACUGAAGACGGAGAGGAACAUGCUGCUUCCCCGGAAAAAACGGGCUCUCUCAAAGGAAUCCUUCGCACGCCACUCUUCGACCCAAAUCGUGAACGCCGGCGUAUUUGCUUCGCCGAUUCCAAAAACCUCCCACUCUGCCAUAUCAAGGAAAUCGAGAGAAUUGCAACAAUUCACUCGAACGUAGCGGACUUCCGUUGCUCAGAGAAGAAUGAGUUUGCCGCCUCCGCUCUAGAAGUCGAUGAUUUCGAAGACGCCGAAUGGCAUGUGGUGAAAAUAAAAAAAUGCUGCAGAGCAGUGAGGAAAACGUUGUCUGAGUCUGGCAAGGUUGAAGAGCAAAGAAUUGCUGCAGGUGGUGUGAUGAGAGCUGCGAUGUUUGGCAACUUAGAAUGCAAUCCAAUUCUCAACGAUAUGGCCGCAAAAAUGUUCUUGGAAUGGCAGCCAAUCAUCAUUCCAACGGAAAGUAAGCCAGCAGAGCCGGCGAUCAGUGCACUUCAUGAUUUGCCAAUGCCAGGACGAUAUCGCCAACCGCCACACGAUGUGGAGCCGACUGCUCAGCAGCCACAAGCCGAGCCAGCUCAACAACUGUACACUCAGCAGCCAAAUGUUCAACCACCCGCAGCUCUUCAGUCUCAAACUCCAUCAUACGAAGGAUUGCUUCAAAUUAAAUAUCCGCAACCAGGAGUCAAUUUGGAUCAUUUGCAACAACACCUUAUCACUCGUACCCCGUACAAUCAGUUUGUACAGGACAAUCAGAUUUCUCAACCAGGAACGGUGGCACAAAGCACUGCAUCAGCUGCUCCACAGAUUCAACAAAUAUUCCAUGACUCGCAACCAAUGAAUAACUACUACACAGCGACUACAAGUGCCCCGCAAACUAGCGCACCUGCUCCAGCAACGUCCACUGAGUCCCGCUUCGAGCUCCCGUCUAAUUUGAAGGAAAUGUUGAACAAGUUGAAGGCGAAAGGAUUUGUCUCAUCCGAAGACUCUUCAACUACUACUCCAGCUACUCAAGAAGUCGCUAGUCCGCUCGCUGCUGCGAUGCAGACAGCACAGAAAUUGUUGAGAAGCCAAGAGUUGGCAGGAGGAACCACUGAGAACACCUAUUCCAGUGAAGAGUCCCCGCCGGAUUAUCCAAUGGAUGGUUAUGUGGCCACCUUCGCCACACCAGAGAUGAUGGCUCAGGAACGCCGUCAAGACUCCCAAAACUCAGAGGGCUGGACCCAAUCAGGGUGGAAAAUUCAGGAGCCAUGCGUUUAUUUCAUCAACCGCCCGGGAGGUUGUAACCGCGGCGAACAAUGCCGUUUCACUCAUGACGAAGAGCUGAGACGUCAAAAGGUGGCCGAGCUCCCAGCACGAGGAUCCUAUCACCACCGGGACCAUGAUGAUCGAAACUUCCGAGGAGGAGAUCGCCGUGGUCGUGGACGUGGCGGAAACUACGGAAACCGUAACAACUCACACAAUCAGGACCAUGAUUUCCGUGGGCAGCAUCCAAGCGGACGUGAUCAUCGUGAUGGUCACCCGCAGCGAACUAGUCGGUUUGGAGACACCGAAGGACGUGGUGGUCAAUACAACCGUGGUGGUGGCUUCAACCGCUCUCGAUUUGACAAGAAAGGAGACUUCAACUCUCAUCACCAUCAAAAUAACCAGUACCAACAACACCAACAAUUCUCCACUGCCUCACAAGUGGAUCUGCCGUCGCAUGACAAUGAUGGACCAAGUCCUCCAAAACGAUCUCGUAUUAGUCGAUUCGAUAAGUCUGAAGGGGAUUCUAUGGCUCAUUCUACUGGAGACCAUGACCAUCGCCCCCAGAGAAAAAGUCGAUUCGACAAUCAUCCUCCACGCUCUCGGUUCGAUCAGUCAGCCAAUGAUCGAGACGAUCGUCUCAUCCCAUCUACCUCUCUCAAAAUGGCCACCAAAGAGUUCUACUUUGCAAUCAUUGGACACUGCGACCAGCCGAUCUUUGAGAUGGACUUCCCUGCUGGAGAGAAGAAGUCGAAGGAGUCGGAAGGGACGCGUCACCUCAAUCACUACAUUGGUCACGCCGCUUUGGACAUCGUCGACGAGCACGCCUUGACAACCAGUCAAAUGUAUCUCAAGAUGGUGGACAAGUUCAACGAAUGGUACGUCAGCGCAUUUGUCACCGCCAGCCGCAUUCGCUUCAUCAUGCUCCACACUCACCGGGCGGACGAGGGGAUCAAGCAGUUCUUCCAGGAGAUGUACGAAACAUACAUCAAACACGCCAUGAACCCGUUCUAUGAUAUCGACGAUGUCAUUGAAUCGCCAGCGUUCGAUCAGAAAGCGGCACUCUAUGGAAAGAAAUAUUUGUCAUAA